This is a messenger RNA of Quercus lobata, 432 nucleotides long. RefSeq names its product TMV resistance protein N-like. The transcript has a single exon. Gene Ontology annotation, biological process: signal transduction. Bases 1 to 432 code for a protein of 143 amino acids. Lineage: Eukaryota; Viridiplantae; Streptophyta; Magnoliopsida; Fagales; Fagaceae. The record is from RefSeq and is a predicted model, not a curated record.
AUGGAUCUUUUGACCAACAAAGGAGCCUUUUCUUCCUCUUUUGCCGAACAAUGCAAAUAUGAUGUGUUCUUGAGUUUCAAAGGAGAAGAUACUCGCAAUGGGUUUACUAGCAAUUUAAAUGGUAUUUUGCGUCAUAACGAUAUUGACUCCUUCAUGGAUGAUAAGCUUCCAAGGGGACCCAUAGAGCUUCUUGAAGCCAUUGAAAGAUCAAGAAUUGCAAUAAUUAUAUUUUCUAUAAACUAUGCAUUUUCCACUUGGUGUUUAAAUGAACUUGUUAAAAUUCUUAAGGGUAAAAAGAAUGGUCAACUAGUUCUACCAAUUUUUCUCAAGGUAGAUCCAUCAGAAGUACGAAACCAAAUGGGAGAGUUUGGAAAAGCACUGGCAAAGCUUGAAAAAAAAUUCAAAGAUAAUAAGGAGAAGGUGCAAAGAUGA